AUGACAAAUCUGAGCCACCCUUCUGAAUUUGUGCUCUUGGGCUUCUCCUCUUUUGGUGAGCUGCAAGUUCUGCUGUGUGGGCCUUUCCUCAUGCUUUAUCUUCUUGCCUUCCUGGGAAACACUGUCAUCAUAGUCACAGUCAUGGCCAACACCAACCUACAUACUCCCAUGUACUUCUUCCUGGGUAACUUUUCACUGCUGGAGACCUUGGUGACCAUAACUACAGUGCCUAGGAUGCUUUCAGACCUGCUGGUACCCUGCAAAGUCAUUUCCUUCAAUGGCUGCAUGGCCCAGUUCUACUUCUACUUUUCCCUGGGUUCCACCUCCUUCCUCAUCCUGUCAGACAUGGCUCUUGACCGCUUUGUGGCCAUCUGCCAUCCACUGCACUGUGGAACUUUGAUGAGCUGGGAUGUGUGUAUCCAGUUGGCAGGGGCUUCCUGGGCAGCUCCUUUCUUAGCCAUGGUGCCCACUGUCUUCUCCCAGGCUUAUCUCAGUUAUUGCCAUGACAACAUCAUUAACCACUUCUGUGACAAUGCACCUCUGCUGCAACUGUCCUGCUCAGACACCAGCCUGCAGGAAUUCUGGGACUUUGUGAUGGCCUUAGCCUUUGUCCUCAGUUCCUUCCUGGUGACCCUCAUCUCCUAUGGCUAUAUUGUGACCACUGUGCUGAGGAUCCCCUCUGCUAGAGGCCAUCAGAAGGCUUUCUCAACCUGUGGAUCCCACCUCACCCUGGUCUUCAUUGGCUACAGGUCUGGCACCAUCAUCCUUCAUGUCAGGUCUGGCAAAGAACAUUCUAUGGAAGUCAACAAGACUGUAGCCUUGGUGACAUCAGUCCUCACCCCCUUUCUCAAUAUCUUUAUCCUUACCCUCUGCAAUGAGACAGUCAAGGCAGUGCUACGGGGGCAGAUGCAGAGGCUUAAAGGCCUCCACAAGGCUCUAUGAUGAGCCUGAGGAACGUGGCCAGCUUCAGUCAAGUAGGUCUGUGAGGAGGCAGAGUACCAGACUGGGUGAGAAGACUACUAACUGAAUUUCUUUAGGGUUUUUCCUCUGUGCUUCUGUGUGGUAACUACAGUGAGUCCCCAGUGCUACCCUGUCUGACUCUCACAGGCCACCAUGGAAGCGCUCCCCAUACCCACUAGUAGCUACAAGAACUCUGAAAGUAGCUCAAAGCCUGGGGAGCCAGAGGUAAGACUUUCAAUACAAGGAAGUACAUGGGCUUUCCAUUCAAGGACAGCAGCCAAGAAGUAUUCUCCGAUCAAGAAAUAUUAUCCACUGUGUGCGUGUGUGUGUGUGUGUGUGUGUGUGUGAAAUUCCUGAAAGAUUUGGGAUGAAACAUCAGCUCCACUCUCUUUCCCUCCCAACUAUAAUCUGAAAUUUUAAAAAGUCUCCAACUACUUUGAACUCAGACUCAUGGUUUUCUCUUAGCUUUUAACUAU
Acinonyx jubatus (cheetah) is the source of this 1436-nucleotide messenger RNA. RefSeq names its product olfactory receptor 6V1. The coding region runs from base 1 to 942 and encodes 313 amino acids. The transcript has a single exon. The record is from RefSeq and is a predicted model, not a curated record. Gene Ontology annotation, cellular component: membrane. Gene Ontology annotation, biological process: G protein-coupled receptor signaling pathway. Gene Ontology annotation, molecular function: G protein-coupled receptor activity; olfactory receptor activity. Lineage: Eukaryota; Metazoa; Chordata; Mammalia; Carnivora; Felidae.